AUGCCAAGAACAGAGCAAACAGUUAUCAGGAGGAAGAAUGUUUUAGGCGGAGACUAUUUAGCUGCAAAUAUCGGUCAAGUUGCUGAAAAAACGUCCAAAGUAGUGGUCGACCGAUCAGCCCGAAUUCGAUCUGCGCUGGAACCUGGUGAAGAACCAGUACGAGUGAAUCCAGCAUUACGAUAUGGCAUACAUUACGUACACAAAGGCAGCAAACUAGUCGCUAAAUGUACCAAAUAUUUGCUGAACAAAAUUGGCGAUAUGGGGAUGUCAGUGGGGAAGACACUAGCUUCUGGAGCAGAGAAGCAUCUGGGUGAUGGUGAGGGUCGUGGUGUUGUGCAUGGUACCAUUUAUGUGCUGGGAAGUGGCAUCACCAGUGUUAGCACCGUUUGGCUGGCACUUGAAAAUGCAUCCAAAACAAUGGCUAGAAAUAUUGCCGAUGAAACGGUUGACACUUUACGAGCUGUCUUCUAG
This is a messenger RNA of Gongylonema pulchrum, 471 nucleotides long. The record is from the annotation of a GenBank genome assembly. NCBI's taxonomy places the organism in Eukaryota, Metazoa, Nematoda, Chromadorea, Rhabditida, Gongylonematidae.